AUGUUGGUGUUACUGGCCAGUAUCUUUGUGGUCCACAUCGCCACCGUCAUCAUGUUAUUUGUUUCCACCAUUGCCAAUGUCUGGAUGGUUUCAGAUGUUGGAGCAAUAUCAGUAGGUCUUUGGAAAAACUGUACUUCCACUAAUGACUGCAGUCACAGCCUGUCAUACAGCGGUGAAGAUGCCCUCAAGGCAGUGCAGGCCUUCAUGAUUCUGUCCAUCAUCUUCUCCGUCAUCUCCCUCGUGGUCUUCGUGUUCCAGCUGUUCACCAUGGAGAAAGGCAACCGCUUUUUCCUCUCGGGGGCCACCAUGCUGGUGUGCUGGCUGUGCAUCUUGGUGGGGGCCUCCACCUACACUUAUCACUAUGCCAAGAACUCUGAAGACCAGUACCCGGAGAGUCACCACGGCUAUUCCUUCAUCCUGACCUGGAUCUGCUUCUGCUUCAGCUUCAUCAUCGGCAUUCUCUAUCUGGUCCUGAGAAAGAAAUAA
Messenger RNA from Lipotes vexillifer (Yangtze River dolphin), 486 nucleotides. RefSeq names its product epithelial membrane protein 1-like. The record is from RefSeq and is a predicted model, not a curated record. NCBI's taxonomy places the organism in Eukaryota, Metazoa, Chordata, Mammalia, Artiodactyla, Lipotidae. Bases 1 to 486 code for a protein of 161 amino acids. Gene Ontology annotation, cellular component: plasma membrane. The transcript is spliced from 2 exons.